Pseudogymnoascus destructans is the source of this 1005-nucleotide messenger RNA. RefSeq lists its product as uncharacterized. The record is from RefSeq and is a predicted model, not a curated record. Bases 1 to 1005 code for a protein of 334 amino acids. NCBI's taxonomy places the organism in Eukaryota, Fungi, Ascomycota, Leotiomycetes, Thelebolales, Thelebolaceae. The transcript is spliced from 2 exons.
AUGAGUACCUACAUACAAGGCGAGAGUUUUCUGGCGCCCCGCCCAAUGCCUACGGAGCAUAUAGAACUCAUCUACGAGCGGGCGCAUCCAGAGUCCCCUUGUCGCAAGCUCGCCGCCGAUGCAACUAUAUCGCAAAUUAAUGCUGCUGGUCAGAUUGAUAGGAAUAUGGACUUGGUAGAACAAUGGCCGUCCUUCCUUGAAGACAUCUUCAAGGGACUCCGCCUUGGUCUGGACCUGUCUCUUGCCCACAGGCCAAAGCCUAAGGGAGCCUGUGAGUACCAUGUCCAUGAUACCAAACAUCAGCCAGAGGACUGUUCGGCAGCGAGUGAAACUCGAAAGUUUAUACUGGACGCCAGUGCUCCGACGAAGCAGAAAUUUGUUGCGAUACUCCAAAAUUCGGGAUGUUCUAGUGGUGGUGGUUCUGAGAACAUUGGAUCGGGAGAUGGUGACACAACUGCUGGGUCAUCUGGUGAAAUAAGAUAUACAACGUAUCUUCCAAACACUGGGUACACCACGAGAACGUUAGGAUACGAUGAUACUCCCGGUGCCCACCCAUACGACACCUUCGGCCGCCCGGGUGAUACCAUGGAUAAGGGGAGACCGUGGCUAAAGGGAGGUGGCUUCGGCCAAUCGCCAUCACAAGCUUUUGGCACGGCGAGCGUUAGUAUCAUUUGUGGCUUUGGCAUCACUAGCGGUCCGUUUGGUACACAGAGACCAGCGUUUGGCACUGGCGGUCCGUUUAGUCACUUUGUGGGCGUUUCUGCUUCAGCUUCGACAAACCCAACCACAACAGAAGCCUCUUCCUCAUCUGCCCAAGGCGGUGGACUUGGUUCCAAUGGUACUAAUAUUUUAUCUCCGCAAGCAUCGGCUACUGCACCCCUCUCAGCGAGCUCAAGCCUCCCACAGGCUCCAGUUUCUACUGAGCCUACCGUCAGCCAUAAUUUGGCGGCUGCACCUAAUACACCCGCCUCAACUGCCUCCCCCGCUAUAACGAAGUGCGGGUAG